Molecule: messenger RNA, 1536 nt
Organism: Sipha flava (yellow sugarcane aphid)
Lineage: Eukaryota; Metazoa; Arthropoda; Insecta; Hemiptera; Aphididae
Product: T-box transcription factor TBX10-like
Exons: 9
Coding region: 1-1326 (441 amino acids)
Biological process (GO): cell fate specification; positive regulation of DNA-templated transcription; regulation of transcription by RNA polymerase II
Cellular component (GO): nucleus
Molecular function (GO): RNA polymerase II cis-regulatory region sequence-specific DNA binding; DNA-binding transcription factor activity, RNA polymerase II-specific
Source: RefSeq, a predicted model, not a curated record
AUGCACCCGUUUUAUAAUGCAUACGGCAGUGGUACGAACGUCGAACACCUGUACGAGGACAAUAGUUGGAUAGCGCCACCGUCCAAUACACCGAUGAAGGAUAUCGAAGCAUGCUUAGAAACGGUGUCGAGUUCAAAUAUUCAAGCAAUUAAAUCUAGUUCUCAUCAAUCAUAUUUAUCAUCAGACAGAAAAAGAUUAGAAAUCACAAAUAGUCAAGAACAUCCAAAACUUUCUGGGGUUGGUGCUGCAUUAGAAAUGAAACAUUUAUGGGAAGAAUUCAACGAACUUGGUACAGAAAUGAUCGUCACUAAAGCUGGCAGAAGAAUGUUUCCUACAUUCCAAGUUCGAUUAUAUGGUCUGGAUCCAGUAGCAGAAUACAUGCUUAUGAUGGAUUUUGUUCCAGUAGACGACAAAAGAUAUAGAUACGCAUUUCAUAGUUCAAGCUGGGUUGUUGCUGGUAAAUCAGACCCUAUAUCGCCCCCUAGGGUACACAUCCAUCCAGAUUCACCAGCGUCCGGAGGUCAAUGGUUAAAACAAGUGGUGUCGUUUGAUAAACUGAAGCUAACCAAUAAUCAGAUGGAUGACAAUGGACAUAUAAUCCUUAAUUCAAUGCAUCGAUACCAACCCAGAUUCCAUGUACUCUACAUUCCAGGACGAGACGAAGGCCCUUCACAUUCCUCAAACAAUUUUAAGACGUUUAUGUUUCCGGAGACUAAAUUUACAGCUGUCACUGCUUAUCAAAACCAUAGGAUUACACAAUUAAAAAUCGCCAGUAAUCCAUUUGCAAAAGGCUUCAGAGACUGUGAAACUGAAGAAUGUGGCCCAAUGUCUAUUGACAACGAACCACAAGCCGCUAAUAAUAAAUCGCAAUGCAAAAAAAGUGUCACUGGAAUACAUAACAACAAUAAUUGCUCUCAGUUCCCAAAUAAAGAGUCAACCGGAAAUUUGGGCACAGAAAACGUGUACAACAGCGACAGUUCAUCGUCGUCGUCACCUCCUCAUCUGGGUACGGCGCACGGUCAUCCGCAGCAAGUGGCCCCGACCGCAACAGGAGGGAUGACGGGAUCGACGGCGACGGUCCCCGUCACGCCCUACUUGAGCCAAGUAUGUAAUUAUGGACCGAUAUUCGCAUCUUCUGCGUACGCACAUCAUAACUAUUCGCCGUUUCACGGAUACGACAGAUUACAUCAGAAGAAUUCUAAUACAGACGUAGCAACCGGAUACCAUAUGUCCUACCAACAUCAUUACCACCACAGACCUUCCUCUUUUCACGGAACUCAGAAAGCAUCCAAUGCGUUUUUGCAAAAUGAUUAUACACCCAGGUAGUCAUGUGUCACUGAAAUAGUAUAUAGAUUUUUUUCUUUUAUAUAUAAAUGAAUUGUAAUUAUUUGAUUGUAUAUAAUAAUUAAUUAAACAUAAUAUGUUAUCUGAAAAUCAAUCCAUUUCCUAAUUGUUAUUUAUAGAUAUUUAUAAUACAGGAUUGUAUAUUUUUGUACAUAGUUUAAAGACAAUUAAAACUUAUACACAUCAAUGUAU